Molecule: messenger RNA, 1088 nt
Organism: Guyanagaster necrorhizus
Lineage: Eukaryota; Fungi; Basidiomycota; Agaricomycetes; Agaricales; Physalacriaceae
Product: aquaporin
Exons: 11
Coding region: 91-1041 (316 amino acids)
Biological process (GO): water transport; glycerol transmembrane transport
Cellular component (GO): plasma membrane
Molecular function (GO): water channel activity; glycerol channel activity
Source: RefSeq, a predicted model, not a curated record
AGGACUAGCAAAAAAGUCCCGGACGGAGUGUAUAUAACCCGGUAGAGCUCGUCUUUUUUUCGCUCAGAGUCAGCGUAUCAGUCUCUUCCCAUGUCUCGUUCCUCAGAGAAACUCGGCCAGUCCUCCGCCAGCUUGGGGGAAAUUCCUACUGAGUCCAAUCUUGAUCCCGUGCCCAUGCACGACGUCCAGAUUGAGCCCAACUGGUGGUGGAAGUAUCGCCAAAUCCUCCGGGAGCCCGCCGCCGAGUUCGCUGGUACGAUGCUCCUCGUUAUCUUUGGUACCGGCGUCAACUGCCAAGCUGGUUUGUCCACCAAUACAGGGGUGGCGUCCUCUCCCAAAGGUGACUGGGGCUCAGUAUGCUUGGGCUGGGGAGCUGCUAUCGCACUCGGUGCAUGGGUGAGUGGUGGUGUUUCUGGCGGUCAUAUCAAUCCUGCGAUUACUCUGGCUUUCGCUACGUGGCGCGGAUUUCCGUGGAAGAAAGUUCCUGUAUACAUUAUUUCUCAAUUACUAGGUGGAAUUGUUGGUGCCGGAAUUGUUUAUUCCAAUUACUUCCAUGCGAUUGAUAUCGUGGAGGGAGGACGUGGAGUCAGGACUCUACUCACCGCAGGAAACUUCGGCACAAUCCCCCUUGACUACAUGACGAAUGUCUCCUGUUUCUUCUCCGAAUUUCUGGGAACGGCAAUCCUUGUACUCGUCCUACUUGCUGUGCUCGACUCGCGUAAUGGCGCACCACCGAGUGGCCUCGUCCCUCUCGUGCUUUUCGUAACCUUCCUCGGAAUAACAGCUUCUUUGGGCAUGGAGACGUCGUUCGCGAUCAACCCUGCUCGCGAUCUAGGUCCAAGACUUCUCACCUCCAUGGUCGGCUACGGGAAAGCCGUCUACACGUUCAGACAUCAUUAUUGGAUUUGGUGCCCCAUCAUGGCACCAAUUCUAGGCGCACAGGUGGCUGCUAUGUUUUAUGAUGUAUUCAUUUACCAAGGACACGAAAGUAUUGUUAACAGGCGCGGAAAAAUUGGGAGGCGCCUUGCGGAUAUGGUUUGAAUAGAGACACAGUGUUUCCCUAAGGCCUAUGGCCUCUGUGGAUCCUU